AUGCUCAUCCGACUCACCCCGCAGGCACCGCACCCGACGGUGCUCUUCACCAUUGCCUUCAACAAUCUACCGGAAACACUCCCAAGCCCUUUGUCAUGGGCGAAUCAGCUUAACUGUCUCGCUGCAGACGAGCUCGAUGUCCCGACUAGCCACCACUGUCUAGACAAGGCGGCAUGCAUACCUAGCUUGCUAGAGAGCAUCACGUUCGACUUGACGACGAUGACCGCCAGUUGUAGUUUCGUGGAUGGUGUAACGGCAGAGUGGCCUUUGUUUGAUCCGGGGUGUUUAAAGGCAUUACAUGGAGUGGUGAAUGAUGUUAGCAUGUCUGCGUUGGAGGCGGAGAGGGAACGGUUUAGAGAGAAAGAGGAGGAACAGCAAAGGCUGCUCGACCUCAUGACCCCGCCACCGAGUCCUCUCAAGCCAAAAGGGCACAAAAAGCAGCGAUCUCUGCUCAUGACUAUGAUUGCAUCGCUGGUUCCUCUGGGACGACAGUCUUUGGCGCCGACUCUUCCGACUUCAGCGCCCCCUUCGCCCCCUCCGUCACCGCGACCAGCUGCUUCGUCUUUUGCUUCAUUUCUACCGCCUUCGUCGGGUCCUGAUGCACGAACUUUACGCAGACGAGCGCGUUCUACUCUCGUGGAUACCUUUAGGCGCUACAUUUUACCCGAACUGACCCGCCAUUUCCCUCGAGCCGGCUACUACGCGUGGAUAGUACAAAGCACGCUUCGUCGCGCAUCGAUGCGCGCGAACGCGCUGAUUGAGAAAUCUGGCGGCCACAUACCUGACUUGGGACGGCCACGAAGGGGAGAUUGGAUUGAGUUCGGUCAGGAUCCAUUCCUGGAUACCACAACGGCGUGCACACCUUCAUCGUUGUACGAUGAUGAUGACGACGACACCGAUACCGAUGGUUCUUCUGUGCAUACGCCGUCGUCUUCUCAUUUCAACACUAUGACUAGCGCAUAUACCUCCCAAUUUGCGUCUUCCCAACCAUCGACACCUUAUAAGCGACCCCCUAGCUCACACUCGCUACCGAUGUACACGCCACGGCCUACGCUUUCACCUCAAGAGGUUGAGGAGUACCACAUCCUAGCCAACUUGAUUGCCAGACUUCAGCACCUCUUUAUUGCAGUUCAAUCCCAGAAUACGCAUAUAGAGAACGAUAACGCCCAUCAUGAAGCUAUGCUUGAAAUUCGUUCACGAAGAAGAGCGUGGCUCAAUAGGAACCUCGUUGGUUCUGCUCGCUGCAGUAGUCGAACUAUCGGUCUUUCGAUGCCCUUCCGAAGUUCACCUUUGGCACAGAGCUCGUGGACAUGUGAGGAAUACGAUUUGGUAAUGACGCCGGUCAACCUGGACGCGUUUAUGGAAGAUAGGAAAUUGGAACCUGAUUACGAGUCUCGUCUGUCAGAAGGAGUCAGUCGAUUGCGAUUGAGCGACGGUCCCAAGCUGUUCCCAGUGGUGGAGGAGAGUGAAGGGGAUUUCGAGGAUGAACAGGCGUUUGUUUCGCGGGAAUUUGGGAUGGAGUUCGGUAUCGAUCUGGAGGCCCAGCGGUCCCCACAGAUUGGCGAAAGUGGCGAUAUGGAAGUAGGGAGCGAGGGUCUGCAAGUGGAAUUCGAUACACCGCAUAUACGCCCACGUUUACGGACAAGCAGUAUGAUGGCGCAUCGUCGGCGUUUUGACGACCUACCAACUUCCGACGAGUUCCCUUCCUCACCGUCGUCUUCAUGCUCGACGUUGCUCUCUACCCCUCCUCCAUCACCGCCCGCCCUCUUAUCUUCCCCGCAGAUGCAGCUGGACUCGACGUCGCUGCUAUGUCAGCCGCUGAAGCGUACCUCUUCAGUCGAAAUGACAGACAGCACGAUGUCUACAGAUCUGGAACGGUCGCAAAUUUACUCGGACAUGGACGUGGACAUGGGUGCUUACGAAUUUGGGAAUAUGAAGCGUCCUCAGGAUCAGGAGUUCACUCUAGGAAUGGAUCUUCCUCUUAGAAUCCCCAUCCCUGUGCGGGGUCGCAAGCAGCAGCAGCAGCUCCAACACAUACGAGAGCCACGCCCCCUCCCGAGCUACGGAAUGCCCACGGACGAGGAUGAAUGGGACAUGAAUUCAUCUGGUUUGGGAGAUUCCUUGGCUGUCGAGUGUCGAUGA
Messenger RNA from Pleurotus ostreatus (oyster mushroom), 2142 nucleotides. RefSeq lists its product as uncharacterized. The record is from RefSeq and is a predicted model, not a curated record. The transcript is spliced from 2 exons. NCBI's taxonomy places the organism in Eukaryota, Fungi, Basidiomycota, Agaricomycetes, Agaricales, Pleurotaceae. The coding region runs from base 1 to 2142 and encodes 713 amino acids.